AACCAAACUCAAACCUAAACUCAUUCUCAAAUACAUAUAUUCACUUCUCUUCUAUUUCUUUGUUUCAUUUCCCAUGGAAACCCUAACUAAUCCUUCUCCUUCUCCAAACCCUAGCAAUGACUAUAGCUCCUUAGUCGACACGUCCCGCCCUUUUCGCUCCGUAAAAGAAGCCGUCGCCAUUUUCGGCGAGCGGAUUCCCAUCGGAGAUAUUUACUCUCCAAAGCCUCAUUUCUCUCCUACUACUCCUUCUCAGAAUAAUAAUUCAUGGAUGUUUUCAUCACCAGCUUCUCCAAUAACUCCUAUAAACCCUACUCAUAAAGAAUACGAUCAUGAUCAUCACCAUGAACGUAACAAUACUAACACCGAUAUGUUCUUCGAUUCCUUAAAGAAACUCGAAACUGAGCUUAUAGAAACAAAAAUGGAGCUGAAGCUACUGAAAGAGAGAGAGUCGGAAACCGAGAUUGCGGUUGCUUCUUUAAACGCCGAGCUUCAUAAGAACAUGGCUAAGUUAGCUGAGGCUGAGGCAGCAACCGCAGCGAAAAAGGCGGCCGAACUGAGAAGAAAAGUGAGUUUCGACAUGGAAAAGAAAGAAAAUUUAUUAUUUGAGGAGGAAAAGAAAAGAGAGAUGAUGAUAAGAGUUGAAAGGUCACCGAGUUUGGCUCGUAUACUAAGUUUUGGUGAAGAAAAAGGGUAUUUUAAUGGUAAAAAAGAGAAGAAGAUGAAGAAGAUGAAACCUAUUGUUCCUCUUGUUGGAGAUCUGCUGUUCUUCAGGAAAAAAAGGUCAUCUGAGAAAACUUUGAACAGUCCUCUCUUUACAUCUUCAUAUGGUGUGUUUUAGGGAUAAAAAUAUUUGCAGUUCUCAAACUAUGUUAUUUUUAUUGAGCGAUUAUGAUAUUCAAUUUGCUAUAUUUUAA
This is a messenger RNA of Mercurialis annua (annual mercury), 914 nucleotides long. RefSeq names its product WEB family protein At1g75720. The record is from RefSeq and is a predicted model, not a curated record. Lineage: Eukaryota; Viridiplantae; Streptophyta; Magnoliopsida; Malpighiales; Euphorbiaceae. Bases 74 to 838 code for a protein of 254 amino acids. The transcript has a single exon.